AUGAAAUUGAUCCUAAAUCAUUUAGGAUGCUACUCGCUUGCAUGCCCUAAUGGACCAUCAGGCCCACCCGGUCGUUCGGGAGCAGAUGGUUAUCCCGGUGAGUCAGGAAAACAAGGUCGCCCUGGUGUUGAUGGCUAUGACGUACAGUUGGAACCGGAGCCAGAUCUUCCAUGUGUUGUUUGCCCUGCUGGACCACGAGGGCAACGUGGAUCACAAGGUGAACGUGGACGAAUUGGUGAGCCGGGACCGAAAGGCGAAAGUGGUAGACAUGGGAAUCCUGGCGCUCAAGGAGUAAUUGGUCGACCAGGAAAAGAAGGACCGCGUGGAAAAAGAGGACCUGAAGGUCCCCAAGGCCCCCCGGGCGAAACAGCUGUAGCAGGCACCGGAAUUAAAGGUCCGAAAGGGCCACCAGGUCCAAUGGGCCCGAAAGGUCCAACAGGUCCACGAGGGAAACCAUCAAAAUUGCCGGGUAGGCCGGGAAAUCCGGGCAGCGCUGGUCCGAUCGGUCCACAAGGAGCGUCGGGACACAAAGGAGACGAAGGACCAUGGGGUCCACCUGGCGAGUCCGGCAUGCCAGCGGAAUACUGUCCAUCGGACUGCGGUGUCUCGAAGAUCUACGCGCCAUCAGCGUUUCCCAAUUACGCUGCACCGAACCUAGGAGCCGAUCAGGAUGAUACAUCACUACUCAACAACAAUCUCGGUCGGCCAAUGUAUGCGGCAGAUGUCUGCCUUCUCCCGCCCGCGGUAUUCCGAACAGCCCCGUGA
Gongylonema pulchrum is the source of this 765-nucleotide messenger RNA. Lineage: Eukaryota; Metazoa; Nematoda; Chromadorea; Rhabditida; Gongylonematidae. The record is from the annotation of a GenBank genome assembly.